Messenger RNA from Salvelinus namaycush (lake trout), 1010 nucleotides. RefSeq names its product von Willebrand factor-like. The record is from RefSeq and is a predicted model, not a curated record. The annotation marks the transcript as partial. Gene Ontology annotation, molecular function: protein binding. Gene Ontology annotation, biological process: blood coagulation; cell-substrate adhesion. The transcript is spliced from 8 exons. NCBI's taxonomy places the organism in Eukaryota, Metazoa, Chordata, Actinopteri, Salmoniformes, Salmonidae. Gene Ontology annotation, cellular component: extracellular matrix.
GUGAGAACGGAUCUAUGAGCUGCAGCUCUGCUGAGAUGAGUGGAGUUAUGCUGUCUGACAUGUUCUUCCAGGACGACCAGCCACCCUCCAGAGAGCGCCGUGCGGCUACCUGUGUCCCCCCUCUGAGGCGUGUUGGGUGUGAGGGAGGGGAGGAGGGUCUGGAGUGUUCUAGAACCUGCCAGAAUCUGGACCUACCCUGUCUCAGUCUGGCCUGUAUCCCCGGGUGUCUCUGUCCCAGCGGCACGGUUCGACAUAGGAGAGAGUGCAUCACUCCAGAGCAGUGUCCGUGCUACCAUAACAACAGAGCAUAUGCACCUGGACAGAGCAUCAAUAUGGACUGUAACACCUGUAUGUGUGAGAACAGACGUUGGAGCUGUACAGCGCACGUGUGUGAUGGUGUCUGUCGUACAGUGGGAGAGGGACAUUACAUCACCUUCGACGGUCUCCAGUACUCCUUCCCUGGGCUUUGUCAGUACGUCCUGGUGCAGGACCAGUGUGGAGGAGACGAGGGGUCAUUCAGGGUGCUUGUGGAGAAUGAGGCCUGUGGGGUCGUAGGUCAUCGCUGUGCUAAAGCUGUUACAGUCUACUACCAGGGAGGACUCAUAACUAUGGAGAACGGACAGGUGAGGAUGAAGAAGCCAGUGAUGAAGGGUGUUGAGGUGGAGAUCAUUCGCUCUGGUCAGUUCUUCAUCCUGCUGCUGGGGAAACACAUCUCUAUCAGCUGGGACCUGGGGACCCGCCUGCUGGUACACAUCUCCUCACAGUACAGGGAGCGUGUGUGUGGUCUGUGUGGCAACUAUGAUGGAAACGUGAACAACGACCUUCUAAGCAGCAACAACCAGCUAGAGGUCGACUCCACCCACUUUGGAAACUCCUGGAAGGUUAAACCCAGCUGUGCCGAUGCAACAAAGCUACCCCCUCCCUGCAGUGAUAACAUAGUGAGAUUGGUGACUGUGGAACAGUCCUGUCGUGUUCUAACCAGUGCCCUCUUCAGAGCCUGCAACAGUCUG